UGUAGAAGUCUUUGAAAGCCAGUGCAUCCAUGGGACAAGUGAUUAUGGCGAUGAAGGUGAUCAAAACCAACAUCAUGGGCCUUGGCUGAACUCCAUAUCGUCUUCCGUCAUAUUGAAGAGGCUCGAACACAGAGACCUCAUACCUAAGCUUAACUAAUAGACGUUGAGUCUUCAUGAACUCUCUAAUAUGCUGGGAUAUACCGCAACCUAAAGAACAUGUGUCGUAUGAUACUUCAUCCCAGAUAAUAUUAUCUUCGAUUCCGAAGCGACCUACACUGGCUUGGAUCACUAAGCUCGCGAGACUCGACUGGGUUGCUUGACGACACAAAUCCCCAUUUAUUCCGCAACGUGUAGGUCGGUGAUGUGUUGAUGGUUGAGGACUAUAGUCAUAUACGGUCACAAAAAUAGUGGAAAUGGUCAAGGUCGUAAACUUCCCCGUCAAGCACAGGCGCUCGCUGUCAUCGUUCCGACCACAUUCAAAACGAGAACUAUGUAGUGAACCAAUGUUUGAUUAGGAUUCCUGCCAGCGAAACGCGCAACCAUGUCUACCCUGUCUUCUUCUUCUCCGAAUCUAAAUAUUCCAUAGACAACAAAGUUAUAACUCAAUUUUUGACAAAGUUCGAAAACGCUGUCCAUGAGGCAAUCGCAUGUCGAGUGCGCAGCGUGGAAUGCGCACCGGCAUAGCUAACUUAUUCAAUGACCAUACUUCCGUAUUCACACCCACAUACAGGGCCUCAGAGACCAACGAAAUCGACGACGUCCAUCCUAUGUAUUCAGACAUCGAGCAUCGUACUUUUGUGCGGUCUACCAUGAUAGGAGUCAUUGGGGUUCAAGCGAAGUCGUUCUGCGACCUGCAUGGUGGAUCCAAUUUUCGCAUCCGCGUCCCAGGUUCAGUGGCUACCGCAACGAGGACAUUCAUAGUGGAAGAUCGUAGCUUGGCGCUGAUGGAAAUACCUGCGCUCGACAACUGGGUGGUAACUCAGAGUCAUAUCGUUCAAGGAGUUACGAAGGUACUUAGCACGAUCUGCCAAAAUCGCUCCAGGCUGGAUGGGAUCAUUGUUCUAGACAGUACAAACCCUGAGCAAGUAGAACAGGAAUAUUCGCACCUUGUUAAGGCGCUUUGUGGGGAUAUUGCGCCUGGCAUUGUGGUCCUCGCGGGGAGGCAGCCGUGGAGCGUUAGUGCAGGUGGCCUCAUGCCAAUCAUAGCCCGAUACACAGGAACUCUUCAGUCCGGAAACCGCAUUCUUGGUAUGCUUCUGAAUCGUAUCCCUAUGCGGUUCCAUGAGCUGGAGCAGGUUGUGAGGAUGUACGUUAUGGAGAAAUAUCAGUUGAAAAUGGAGAAGAAGGCUCAUAUCGAAAACGAGGAACAAAAGCAGAGAGAUAGGAUGAGAAUGGGGGGUGGCAAAGACGAGAACUCUGGUGACGAAGAAGCACAAUUUCACGAAUGUCAACCUGCGGGUGUCGAACACUCCAAAUUGGAGGAUGAACUCCAAGACAUGAAGGAACGCAUGAGCCGCACCAUUGCAGAGUUAGAGAAGUACCCAACAGAGGGAGAGUUGAUUUCCAAGACGGUGUCGGAAAUGGGACGAGAAGUGGCCGCCUUUCGUGCGAAGGUUGAUCAUCUUAGCGACACAUUCACAUCUCACGAAGAACAAAGCGAAGCACAAAAUGAAGAAGUGAAGGCGCACCUCUGUGCCAUGGAGCCUCGCAUCAAGAUCUGCACAGAUGAUGUCGAAGUACUUCGGGAUGAUGUGGAUGACCUCCGCAAGCAAUUGGAGCGUGAAGUCAGCACAAAUCAAAGAAUGGCGGAGGCGAAUUCAGCACAGCGGGUGAGGCUGGAACGACAAGAGGACGAGAUCAAGAUGUUGCGUCAAGACAACAAAGACCUUCGCGCUCGAGAACAGGAGCGUGCCAAUGUAGUAGAUACUCUGAGGCGUGAGUUGCGUGCUUUGAAGGAGGAUAACCGCAGAUGGAGCAGGGUUCUCGCAGAAAUGAAUGAAAGGAUGGCCAAGAUGACAGGCCAGAUCGAACACCUGCAGAAUCGUGCAGCUCAUGAGCAUGAAGACGACGACGGCUGGUUCGUAGCAUGAAUGUUGACGACUAGUACUCACGACUUUUGUGGUUCUCCCAUGGCUAGGACACUCACUUCUGUGAAUAUACGCCAUUUAUGUGAUUUCUGGAAAAUUUAUGACCGCGAGAAGGC
Messenger RNA from Somion occarium, 2203 nucleotides. The record is from the annotation of a GenBank genome assembly. NCBI's taxonomy places the organism in Eukaryota, Fungi, Basidiomycota, Agaricomycetes, Polyporales, Cerrenaceae.